Messenger RNA from Lentinula edodes (shiitake mushroom), 1509 nucleotides. RefSeq names its product cytochrome P450. The coding region runs from base 1 to 1509 and encodes 502 amino acids. The transcript is spliced from 12 exons. The record is from RefSeq and is a predicted model, not a curated record. Gene Ontology annotation, molecular function: oxidoreductase activity, acting on paired donors, with incorporation or reduction of molecular oxygen; heme binding; iron ion binding. NCBI's taxonomy places the organism in Eukaryota, Fungi, Basidiomycota, Agaricomycetes, Agaricales, Omphalotaceae.
AUGUCGCAGCUUAAUGCCAUACCUACCGUGGGGUCUUCAGGCCUCUUUUCAUCCUAUCUUAGUGCUCGCAGAUACAAGAUGCAUGCUCGAGAAAUCAUUCAGGAGGGAUACACCAAAUUUCCCGGACAAGCAUUCAAGGUACCACUUCCUGACCGGUGGGAGGUCAUUGUUUCGGGCAAGCAGAUGAUGGAAGACAUCAAGAAAGCCAGCGAUCUUGAUCUUUCCUUCAUAGAGGCUGUCGGAGAAACCAUGCAAUCGGAUUACACGCUGGGACUGCCUGCUCGAGUAGACACCUACCAAGUGGAGGUUGUGCGCACACCCCUCACACGAAAUUUGGCCGCCCGAUUCGACGACUUGCGGGACGAGAUCAGGGCUGCGUUUGCAGAUGAAAUUCCUGCCAAAGACACGGAAUGGAUGAAAGUGCCAAUGCUUUACACUGUGAUGAAGAUUGUCUCUCGUACCAGCAACCGAUACUUUGUUGGUUUGCCUUUGUGCCGAGAUCCAGACUACAUCAAUCUCAAUAUCGAAUACACCAUUGAUGCUUUCAACGGUGCCAAAACAUUGCAACGUUUUCCGACUGUCCUCAAACCUAUCGUUCGUCAAUUCCUGACAGAUGUCCCCACCUGUCUCAAACGUGCCACAAAACACAUUGAGCCGUUGAUUAAGGAACGACUCCAGAAGGAGGUCGAUUUUGGAUCUUCGGAUUGGCCUGAUAAGCCAAACGACCUGAUCUCUUGGCUUUUAGAUGAAGCAAAGGGCGAACGUCGUAAGGAUAUAAUCUACAACAUUGUUUCCCGCGUUCUUCUUGUCAAUUUCGCUGCUAUACAUACUACGGUUCAGUAUGGUAAGUUUAUCUCGCGUAUCUUUUAUACACGAAUAAUCAGUUUGAUUUCACUCCAGACGUUUACGAAUGCCCUGUUCUAUCUCGCUGCCAAUCCUCACCUAGCCCAACCUCUGCGUGAAGAGAUUGAAUCUACUGUCGCGGAGUUCGGAUGGACGAAGGCUGCGAUGGGCAAGAUGUGGAAGUUGGAUAGUUUUCUAAAGGAAACAACAAGACUGAGUGGUUUGGGCGGACUUACCAUGAGCCGAAUGGUCCUCAGAGAUUUCACUUUUUCUAACGGAACUGUCGUUCCUGCCGGUACAAUUGUCAGUGUCGCUUCAUAUGGGAUGCACCACGAUGAUGCUCUUUAUGAGGACCCGGAAACACUCAAACCAUUCCGAUUCUCUAACAAACGGGAGAUGGAGGGUGAAGGUAUCAAGCAUCAAAUGGUAGGAAUAGACCCGUCGUUUGGAUUAUUUGGCGGGGGACGACACAUGUGCCCUGGCCGAUUUUUUGCAGUCAACGAGAUCAAGGCACUUGUUGGGCACAUUCUAGUCACGUAUGAUAUCAAGUUCGAAGGUGAUGGAGGAUAUCCUGAGCCGGAUUGGAAUGGAGCAAGUCUCAGUCCGAACGGGUUCGCGCAAGUGAUGUUCCGAAAGAGAAGUGCGACACCGGCUUCAACCACAUAG